Messenger RNA from Oncorhynchus mykiss (rainbow trout), 1840 nucleotides. The record is from RefSeq and is a predicted model, not a curated record. NCBI's taxonomy places the organism in Eukaryota, Metazoa, Chordata, Actinopteri, Salmoniformes, Salmonidae.
ACUCUCUUCUGAGGAAACGAAACUGAUCUGAGUCUCUGUGUCGUCUGUCUGUGUGAGAGUGAACAACCGUCCAAAUGGCUCAACAGGGAGUUCUGCUGGACCAGGACCAGUUCUGUUGUUCUGUCUGUCUGGAUCUACUGAAGGAGCCGGUCACUACUGCCUGUGGACACAGUUAUUGUAGGAGCUGUAUUGAGGGCUGCUGGGAUCAGGAUGAUCUGAAAGGGGUCUAUAGCUGUCCUCAGUGCAGACAUACCUUCCCUACAAGGCCUAUGCUGAUGAAAAAUAACAUGUUGGCUGAGGUGGUUGAGAAACUGAAGAAGACAGGACUCCAGGCUGCUCCCCCUCCUGCUCUGUGCUAUGCUGGACCUGGAGAUGUGGCGUGUGAUUUCUGCACUGGGACCAGAAAGCAGAAAGCCCUCAUGUCCUGUCUGGUGUGUCUGGCCUCUUACUGUGAGACUCACCUCCAACCUCACUAUGAAUUUCCUGCAUUGAAGAAGCACAAGCUGGUCAAAGCCACGGCACAACUACAGGAGAAGAUCUGCUCUCAUCAUGACAAACUGCUGGAGGUUUACUGUCGUACCGAUCAGCAGUGUAUCUGUUAUCUGUGUACAAUGGAUGACCAUAAAGGCCAUGAUACAGUGUCAGCUGCAGCAGAGAGGACUGAGAAACAGAGGCAGCUGGGGAUGAGUCAGCAGAAGGUCCAGCAGAGAUUCCAGGAGAGAGAGAAGGAGCUGAAGGAGCUCCAACAGGCUGUGGAGUCUCUCAAGCGCUCUGCACAGUCAGCAGUGGAGGACAGUGAUCAGAUCUUUACUGAGCUGAUCCGCUCCAUUGAGAGAAGGAGCUCUGAGGUGAAGGAGCUGAUCAGAGCCCAAGAGAAGGCUCAUGUGAGUCAAGCUGAAGGACUCCUGGAGCAACUGAAGCAGGAGAUAGCUGAGCUGAGGAAGAGAAGCACUGAGCUGGAGCAGCUCUCACACACAGAGGAUCACAUCCAUUUCCUCCAGAGUUAUCAGUCUCUCUCCAGUAUCAGUAUAUCUUCAGACUUACCCAGCAUCGUUGUCCGUCCUCUUCAGUACUUUGGAGAUGUGAGUAAGACUGUGUCUGAACUGAGAGAGAAACUAGAAGACUUCCUUAAAGGAGAAUGGACCAAGAUCUCCACUACAGUGAAUAUAGUGGAUGUUGUACUGCCUCCAGAGCCCAAGACCAGAGAACAGUUGUUACAAUAUUCCUGUCAGCUCACACUGGACCCAAACACAGCAAACUCACUCCUCUCUCUGUCUGAAGGGAACAGAAAGGUGACCUAUACAGGCCAGGACAAACCAUAUCCUGACCAUCCAGACAGAUUCACCAACCAGUACCAGGUUCUGUGUAGAGAGGGUCUGUCUGGGCGCUGUUACUGGGAGACGGAGUGGACUGGUGAUGUUUAUACAGCAGUCUCAUAUAAAGACAUCAGCAGAACAGGGACAUAUAGUGUAUUUGGACACAAUAACAAGUCCUGGAGUUUACAUUACUAUAGUGGUGGUUAUUGUUUCAGACACAAUAAUGUUGUGACUAAAGUAUCAGGCCCUCAGUCCUCCAGAGUAGGAGUGUACCUGGAUCACAAGGCAGGUACUCUGUCCUUCUACAGUGUCUCUGACACAAUGACCCUCCUCCACAGAGUCCAGACCACAUUCACUCAGCCCCUCUAUCCUGGGUUUUAUCUCGAUGAUUAUUAUGGUACUGCUGAGCUGGUUAAACUGUAGUAGGGUCCACAUAGAUACUAGUCAUGCUGGUGUAGUCUAUAGCUGAGCUGGUUAAACUGUAGUAGGGUCCACAUAGAUACUAGUCAUGUUGGUGAAGUCUA